GAAACUGACAUUGUUAUGAGUACUAUGAACGCUAGCUAUGUAUCAAUGUACUAUGCGCUUUAGUGCAAGGGAAACAAUACUCACUGCCUACGCUAAUACAGCCCGUGAUUCGCGGUAAUACCAACAGGUUUUUUGCUAUAAUACGCCGGCGUCUAUUUGUGUAUCGCUUUAUAAAAGCAAGCAGCUGCGGAACAAAAACAUAGUGAGUGAGAAGUUUCACAAUGAUGGAGCUCACCUGUGCCUUCAUACUGUUAUCGACGAGCUUAGUGUGUGCCACCCCCUACGGAUAUGGGGUCAAGGGUGGAGCGUCCGCAAGAGCGGACUCUAGUGCUGUUGCUGGAGCCUUUGGUAUACCGGUUCCAGUGCCAUUAGGAGGUAGCUAUUCAGGAAGUUUUUCUAAAUCGGCUUCAUCCAGUUCAUCUUCCUCGAGUUCAAGUUCAAGUUCAAGCUCCAGCUCAUUUACCUAUAGUGGUUCCGGAGCUGGUGGUUUUGGAUUAAAUGGCGGAGUUCACGGGCGUGGAGAUUGCUCGUCUGGUCACUGUCAGUCUGCUGGCAAUAAUAACAUACAAGCGCCACACGGGUCUGCUGCUCAAGGAUACAAUGCUGCUAAUGCAGCGGCAACAGCAGGAGCGGGGGCUAUAUCAGGGUUAGGAUGCCAAGGACUAAGCUGCCACGACACUGAAAAAUGUGCAUCAGGGGAAUGUAAACCACAAUCAGAAUCUGGAACUGGAAUAGAUACCAACAAAUGCUCAUCAGGUCAAUGUAGUCCUACUGCAGGACAUUCAUCUCCAUCGGGAUACGACUCUAAUGACAUACAUGUUGUCAAAGGUGCAAAUUCGAAUUCUGCUAACAACAACAAAGAUCAUUCUUCUAGUAUUGACAAAACGACAAUAGCUUCUAAUAGCGUUGGUUCAGAUUGUUCUCAGGGAAAGUGUGGUGCAUCAGGCCCUUCAAGUCCAGCGUCUAGUUACUAUGAUCAUGGUUCAGAAAAUUCGAACCUAGGAUUGAGUACAUCUAACACACAAGGCACAACUAGUGCGGAUCUUGGCAUUAAUACACAUUACCAGAAACCAUCUACAUCUUUAGAAACACCUAAAUUAGGUGAAAAGUGUACUACAGGAAAUUGCAAUGCUGAACCAGGAAAUCCAAGUCACGAAAGUUCGCCAUCCAGUUACAAUGUGCCAAUUCAUGGGUCAUACAACCAACCUGAAACUAAUCCCUCUUGUAGUGGUGGUAGUUGUCAUAACCAACCAAAGAAUACACAAGCUACCUCAUAUGGAAAUUCUUUAUCUACGAACAUAAACCAACAGCAUGGGCACCAUACCGACAAUUAUGUGACAUCAGGCCCAUCGUCUUUAAAUAGUCCCAGCUCAACUAACUGCGGAGGGUCAAGUUGUUUUGGAAAACCAGAUAGUCAGGUAGCAACCGGCCCUUCAUUUUCUUUAACUCCUACUAUCUCUAGUUUCGGGCAAUCACCAUCGAACGCUCCUGCUCUAAUUGGGACAACCUGCAAGACGCCAAAUUGUAAUCCUCAUUCAUCAACUCCAGCUUUUACGUUAGGAUCUAAUGUAGCACCUGGACAUAUUGGGCAUGGCAAACCAUCUGAAACAAAACCAUCAAAUGACAAAGACAAACUUCCGGCAUAUACUGGGGGUUUCGGUGGUCCAGCCGGUAUAUUAAAUCCUAAUGAGUUUAAUGCUCCUUCACCAGUUACCAACCCAAGCCACGGUCAUGCUAGUACAGGCCAUGAUGGAAAACCAUUGGGAAGUAUUUCGACUGGCUGCAAUUCACCUAGUUGCUCUUCCACUUCUGGAUCUAAUGUACCGACAGGUAGUUAUACUCAUCAAGCUACCGAAAAAUUGCCAACAUAUACAGGUGGAUUCGGUGGUCCCGCUGGAAUGCUGAAACCUACUAAUACUAAUUCCAAUUACGCCCACCCUGGGAGUUCGUCAUAUAAUACGCCACAACCGGGUAACACUGGCGUAGUAGGUUGUAAAACAGGAGCUUGUGGUGGAUAUUCACCUACUGCAAGUGCACCUACAGCAAGUGCUUCUGGAUCAACAGCACCGUCUGGAUAUUUUGGCACAACGAAACCGGUCACUGGUGUAAGUGCGCCUAGCGAGAAACUACCUUCUUACACUGGCGGGUUUGGUGGUCCCACUGGAACGCUGAAACCUACUAAUACUAAUUCAAAUUAUGCUCACCCUGGGAGUUCGUCGUAUAAUACACCACAACCGGGUAACAUUGGCGUAGUAGGUUGUAAAACAGGAGCUUGUGGUGGAUAUUCACCUACUGCAAGUGCUGCAAGUGCACCCACUGUAAGUGCAUCUGGAGCAACAGCACCGUCUGGAUAUUUUGGCACAACAAAACCGGUCACUGGUGUAAGUGUGCCUAGCGAGAAACUACCUUCUUACACUGGCGGGUUUGGUGGUCCCACUGGAACGCUGAAACCUACUGAUACUAAUUCAAAUUAUGCUCAACCUGGGAGUUCGUCGUAUAAUACACCACAACCGGGUAACAUUGGCGUAGAAGGUUGUAAAACAGGAGCUUGUGGUGGAUAUUCACCUACUGCAAGUGCACCAACAGCAAGUGCUUCUGGAUCAACAGCACCGUCUGGAUAUUUUGGCACAACAAAACCGGUCACUGGUGUAAGUGCGCCGAGCGAGAAACUACCUUCUUACACUGGCGGCGGGUUUGGUGGUCCUGAAGGAGUAUUUAGUCCUAAUAAACACGACUCUCAUGUAACUGGACCUAGUGGCCCUAGUUAUACGCCUACAGGUUCUUACAAUAUUCCGAUCUCCGGUGGUAUUAGUGGAGGUUGUACAACACCAAACUGUUAUCCUUCUGGGGCAAGUACCGCUGCAACUAAUGUCCAAACUGAAGCAUUUGGAGUUACAAAACCAAGUUUUGGUUCGCAUCCCUCAAGUGGACCAUCCCCUUCUAUUCACACAAGCGCUAACGAUAAACUUUCUGGAGCACAUGGAUCUCAUGGAAUUACCUCUCCUGCAUCCACAGUGAGCUAUACACACUCACCAUCUUCUUCUGGUCACUCGUCUGAUUGUAAAACUGGAAACUGUGUCAUUUAUCCCGACAGCGGUCCGUCGGCUGGUUCAAAUGUGCACCCUGGAUCAUUCAGUUUAACCAAACCUAAUACAGAUGUAAACCCUACUGGUCCAUCACAACCACAACAUAUGGGUGGAUUCAGUGGGCCUUUUGGUUCAACAAAGCCUAAUGAACACAAUUACGUGACCCCUUCAACUGCUAGCUGUAAAACACCUAACUGCGUAAAUUUACCCACAGCUGGUGGUAGUGUGAUAUCUGGAGCUAAUGCUCAGUCUGGAGCUAACGCUCAAUCUGGACUUAAUGCUCAAUUUGGAGUCGCUGGUAUUAAACCGAUUCAUGAAACUGAUGAAAAGCCAAUUUACACAGGCGGUUUUGGGGGAGCACCUGGUUUAUUAAAACCUAGUGAAUUUAAGGUGCCAGCUGUUAAUCCUAUACUUAAUAUUAAUAAACCAGUAGUAAGUGCCUCACCUACUGCUUGUUCUUCUGGAAAUUGCAACCCUCACGCUACCCACACCUCUGUUGCACCUUCUCACAGCAGUGCUUCAAACGGAGCUCAUGCUACAGCAGCAGCAGCUGCUGAUGCUCACGCCGUUGUAUAUACUGGAGGGUUUGGAGGCCCACCUGGUGUGCUUCAACCAUAUGACGAUGGGAAAAUUGGACCAUUACCCACCAUUGGAGGACACUUAUCUCUAACGAGCGGCUCACCCGGAGAUUCUCACAAUGCUAACGUUAACUCACCGCACGGUACAAGUUCCGGAGGUUACAAUGCCCCAACGAGUGCUACAGGAACUCCAGGAGCUUACGGAAAUACAGGUGCGCAUGGUGGUAUCGUUGCCGGCUCUACGACAUUUGCUGGAGCUGCGGCAGGUGCUUCAGCUGGUGCAUAUGGACAUAAUACGCAUGGAUCAUAUAGUAAUGGAGGACAUAUCAAGGGCGGCAGUCCGUGCAGCGGCGGCUGCGGUGGAUCAGGUUCGGCGUCACCUCAUGGUGGUGCCUCUUUCGACUUCAAUCUUGGACAACAUGGUUUUCCUAAAUUCGGUUUCACCGAUGCAUUGAGUGGAGCUGGAAGCGUCGCAGGUGCGACAGCCAAAAGUCUGGCUAGCGCUUUCGGAGUGGGAGGCAGCUUUGCUGGCAGCUCUGCAAGCGCACAUUCUUCUUCUGGUGCCUACACUAAAGGAGGUUAUGGAAAGCGAUAAAUGGCGAAUUACUUACUUAGUAUUUUUAUGAAAACGAAGACUUAUUUAAUGUAACUUUUAUUAUAUCAUAAGUACGAUAGUUUAUAAAUGUUGUGAUAACAAUGUGAUAAAUAUAAACGGAACUUUGUCUCAACUUGAAUUAAUUAUUUAGUUGAUUAUUCAGAAGU
Messenger RNA from Spodoptera litura, 4426 nucleotides. It is a transcript of the gene Cb10, whose product is annotated as wing disc-specific protein. The record is from RefSeq and is a predicted model, not a curated record. Lineage: Eukaryota; Metazoa; Arthropoda; Insecta; Lepidoptera; Noctuidae.